AUGCAUGCAGCACCUCAUCUCACGGUCUAUUGUCCCUAUGAUCUGCCAUGCACAGUGAAUUCUCUGCGCUACGGUAAGCGCAGUAGUGAGGAAGUAGAUGUUGUCUUUGGGUACUGGGCCUCCUUCUGGAAGGAGAAGGUCCAGUCUAGCCUUACUCCAAGCUAUUGGAAGUCCUGGACCCACUCCAAGUCCACUCCCUGGAUUUUCAGACAUGCAUUUGGUGUAGGAUAUGCUAUGUUUCCCGGACUAAAUGCAGUAAGCUAUCGGCAGGCUCAGCCACUACGGGCCCUCCGCCACCUAGCGAAAAGCGCUAGAAGCGAGCGCCGUCGCCUGGCAGCCCCGCUCCCGCAGUCGACGUCUGGCGAUCGGCGAGGGUGGUUCCCCAGGCGGCCUCGCUCCGGCAUACAAAGUGCGUCCUGCAGCUCGUCCUCGUCCUCGAAGAUGGCGGCGACGGCCAAGGAGGUGGUGGCGAGGCUCAAGGGCGAAGGCUGGUCUCUGAGUGAGGAAGGUGUCGAGAAUCUCCUGGAAGGAAACCACUUCAGCUUCCAGAAUGCCUCUCAAGAAAUCCUCAAUAGUGACUUAAAGGAUGUAGGUGCACCUUGUCUUCCAGAGGACUUAAAAGGCAAGAACAAGACAUUGACAGGGCCCAUGGUUCUGCAGGUGUCCAAAAUCCGCAAUGUGUCGGCCCCCAAAGCCUUUGCCGACUCCAGUGCAGCCCCUCGUCUACUGCGACUCUCCCUUACUGAUGGUACAAACACAUUUCAGGCCUUAGAGAUCCAGAACAUUAAAGUCAUCAGCCUCAAGACGGCUCCGGGGACAAAGGUUCGCAUACUGGGCAAGAUAUCCUUUGGGGCAGGAUACGCCCUGCUGACCCCAAGUAACAUCGCUGUCUUAGGAGGCAAGGUGGAGGAGCUGUACGAGAAAUGGCGACUUUCACAGAGUGUCUCCAAAUACAGCCGCAAUGUGCGGGCAGCAGAUGGGUCGGGGCCCCCCCUUUGGGUGCCCUUCGGAAAGCGCAUCGUCAAGGACCAAGCAGAGAUGAGGCAGUUCAAGGCCCUGAAGGAUAAGGAGGGCGAGAAGGACAAGGAGGACGAUGAGUUUGAGAACCAGCGCAAGCAGACCGUCAAGGAGCUGGCCAAGGAAGGGAGUAGUAAGGUAUUUGGAGGUGGCAAGCAGAUGCUGGACUCAAACGUGCAGAAGGUGUGCCGAGCAGGCUUCUCGCCAGAAGUAGCCGAAUGGGCCCUGAGGAACAACAAGAAUGACCCGUCCAAGGCCAUCAGAGAACUCAAAGCG
Penaeus indicus is the source of this 1293-nucleotide messenger RNA. Its product is annotated as tudor domain-containing protein 3-like. The transcript has 11 exons. Gene Ontology annotation, cellular component: nucleus. NCBI's taxonomy places the organism in Eukaryota, Metazoa, Arthropoda, Malacostraca, Decapoda, Penaeidae. The annotation marks the transcript as partial. The record is from RefSeq and is a predicted model, not a curated record.